AUGGCCGUCUACCUCCUAUCCAAAGCCGCAGAUCCCAUCUUCGCCUUGACCAUGGGCAUCGCAGCCGCAUUCUCCCGCAUCCGCCGCGAACAAGUCGAAAAACACCCGGAGCGGGCCUCUGACAUCGGAUACGGCACCGUCGUACAGCUGGGUCAGCGCCGGAUACAGCGUUGGUGGAGGGGGAUUUCCAGAAUGUGUAGGAUGGGUACAGACACAGACACAGACACAGACACAAACACCCAUAAUAUGACAAGUUUGCCAUUGAGACGCGAGCGGGUGUGGAGGGCUUGGGAUUUGGGAUUUGGAAGUGGUCUUGCACUUGGACUUGGCCUUGGCGAAAUGGGAGUUCGAUGGGACCUUGUUUACUUGGGGUUCGUGGUGGAAUUGUAUUUUGUAUUUUUGGAAUGUUGGCCAAGGGGAAUGCGAUGUAUCGAUGUGAUGUUGCGCAUUGAAGAGUUCUGGUCGGCGUGUCUGAGGGGGAGAUUCUUCCUUUAA
Penicillium diatomitis is the source of this 495-nucleotide messenger RNA. RefSeq lists its product as uncharacterized. The record is from RefSeq and is a predicted model, not a curated record. The coding region runs from base 1 to 495 and encodes 164 amino acids. NCBI's taxonomy places the organism in Eukaryota, Fungi, Ascomycota, Eurotiomycetes, Eurotiales, Aspergillaceae. Gene Ontology annotation, biological process: protein secretion. The transcript is spliced from 2 exons.